AUGGUGGCCAAAGCAGCGGCAGCACGGGUCGUGCCGCCACCUUCCAGGCACGCCAAAGCAGCGGCAGCACAGGAGGAGCGCAAAGCACCGGCACCACAGCAGGAGCCCACCACACAGGCCAAAGCAGCGGCAGCAGAGGAGCCCAAAGCACGGGACCGCCGCCCAAGCUCCAGCCACAAGAACCAAUCCACCCACCACCCGGAUGGCAGGAACGACAAACAGCGCCAAAGCGCGCCCAACCAGCACCAGCCGCUGCUGCUCCACCCAGUGGCCCGGAGCGGCGGGUGGUACUCCAAAGAAACCCAGAUGGCCCAGUACUUGGCUGAGCACUCCAUGGUGGUGGAGGAGCACGGCCAUGUCCAAAGCUGUGAGCUGCCAGAAGCCAUCAAGGACAGCAUCCAGGAGGCAGUCGAGCAGCUCCAGAGCAACGAAGCUUCCCACAUGAAGCUAUCCUGCAGUGGCCAACGAGUUGUUCAUGUUCCAGCCUACCUCACCCAGCAGGAUUGGUCGUCUGUGGAAGCCGCCACAUCGAAAGACGAUCAGAUGUCCAUCAUUGCCAAGCGGCUCAGGGCCAUGGGGCUUACAUCCCUCAAAGAAAACACCACCCAUCAGGUGUUGGCCACUCUGUUGUAUGUGCAGCACAGCCAAGGGAAGCCGGAGAUGCACCCCAGAGCUGUGCAUGCCAUGGUGGAGGAUUUCUCUGCCAUCUUCCAUGGCACACCCAAGAUUGAGGGUGUGCUGGGUUUGGCAGUAUAUGCGGAGUAUCCGCAACAGAAUGGAGAAGCUGCCCGUCUGCUGACCCAGCUGGCGGAGCGAUGGAAUACUCCAAAGCCAGAGCCACAAGUCACCUUGUUGCAUCCUCGUCAGGACUUUGAGGCCCAGACAUUCCUGGAAAUCAAGAAGAAGAAGCGCCACGCCAAAGCCAAGGGCGAGCCAAAGGCAAAAGCCAAAGCGAAGGCCAAGGCCAAGGCCAAGGCCAAGGCCAAGGCCAAGGCCACUGCCAAGCCUCAGGAGACUCCCAAGGCAACAGCGACCGCCAAGGCCAAGCCGGUGCCCAAGGUCACGGCCCAGACAACUCCGCCGCACAAGCGGAAGCCACCCGUGUAUGGGUGCCCCAAGUGCCGAGGGCAUUCUCAAAGUGCUUUGGCGGCCUUCGUCCAAGCCACGAAAGAGCAGGGCCUCCCGGAAGCCAGUUCUUCCAACGACCAGCGAAAGGCACGGCAGCAGCUUCUUGAGUGCUGCCACGGCGGCCCCAUGGGACCUUUGAUCCAGCAAGCAGAACUGCCCAUCAGCGACGGUGCCACAGUGACCAUCCAUUUUGCGAAUCUUUUGGUCUAUAUCACCAGUCUUUUCCACCUGGGUGGCAGCUUCCAUGAUCUGGUCCAGAGGAAACACCAGUCCAAUCCAUCUUCGGUCGACAAGCCAUGGUCGCUGAUGCUGUACUGCGAUGAGCUGGUGCCUGGUAACGUCUUAGGUCGUGCUGAGCGCAAGCUCUGGGCGAUUUACGGCACGUUCCACGAGCUAGGCCAGGAGGCGUUGUCCCAUGAGGACGUCUGGCUUACCAUCAGCCUAGAACGCUCCACAUUCGUGGCCCAACUGCCUGGGGGGAUCGGCCAGAUUUUUGCGAAGGUCCUGGAGGCCAUAUUUUGCAGCCCCAUUGCAGAACCACGAGGCGAGGAUGUCAUUGACCAUGGGACGGCCAAAUACCACCAACUGAAGUUAACCACCGACGAUGACGUCAUCCAAUCCUACCAUCGCUUGGCCAGCGACCUCUUGAGCAUAUCCCCCAUUGUGCGGCAUUAUCUCCACACCAUCAUUAUUCCGGCGGGCGGCUGCCCCAAAGCCUGCCAGGCCUUCUUGGCCCACGCAGAUCUGCUUGACCAGGUGCACCAAGGAACCAUGUAUGGGGCCACAACCAGGGCCAGCCUGCUGCCAGCUGCGGAGUUUGCCAUCGAGAGCUUCCAGGAGGCCGACUUCGGGGUCCCAUUGAUGAAGAAAUGGCAUUGGCUACUCCAUCUGGCAGAUUUCUUGCAGAGACAUGGGACAUUGCCAUCCACAUUCACCACAGAGCGGAAGCACAAGACAAUUGGCAAGUAUGCCACCAAUUUGCAGAAGACAACUGCUUUCGAAAGCCAUUUGAUGCAGCAGGUCGUGGCCAUGGAGAUCACCACUCUGAAGGAGCCAGGUUUGUUUCCGGACAGCUGCCAGCUCAUAAAGCCAAAGAAAGCCACCAAGCAGCAACUCCAAGUCCUCCGCCAUUUUGUGGAUGGCCCAGCAAAUGAAGCCAUGGUUGCUUCGAGUGCGAAGCUCGCCAGAGGUGGCACCAUUCAUGCCCACGACGUGGUGGUCUUCCACCAGCAAGACGGACGUUGGGAACUCGGCCAAGUCUGCCUCCAUUUGGAAUUGGGUGCACAGAAGCUCACACUUCUCCAACGGUGGACUCCCACGGUGGACAAAGCAUCCCACUCUGCGAAAUGCACCAUCACGAACGAGCAAGGCUUCGUUCCCAUCGAUUCCAUCCAGUACCCACUGCUGUAUAGCAAAGGAUCAGACCAAGAGGCCACAGUGCUCAUCCCGUACCAGCUAUACAGCAGUCUGUGA
Effrenium voratum is the source of this 2601-nucleotide messenger RNA. NCBI's taxonomy places the organism in Eukaryota, Dinophyceae, Suessiales, Symbiodiniaceae. The record is from the annotation of a GenBank genome assembly.